GUCAAACCGUCUCCCUGAGGCCGCGGCCGCCAUGUUGUGGCGCCGACGCCGCUCAGUCUCCGGCGUUCCCUCCGCGGCCUUGCGGGCUUCCCCGCUCUGAGCCGCCGCUCCUUUACCUCAGCUUUGGGCCUCCCCUGGCCGGCGGCGGGGGUUUCGGGCGGCUCGGUGAGGGGUCGGGGUUACCCUCAGCCCCUUCCCCCUCUCCCCCGGGGACGGUGUGGGUGAAGUGAGAGGGAAAUGGCGAGCGGGGCCCACACCUCCCCCGCGGGCGGUAAAAUGCUGCAGGCCGUGGGCAACAAACGCGGUAUCGAGAGCCCGGCGCUCGACGAUGACUUUGGACAGAAGAGGAGGAAAAGAAGUCGCUGGAGCAAUGAGACUUCGGAUCAGAAAACAGUCAUUCCUGGGAUGCCGACUGUGAUUCCACCUGGACUGACCCGUGAUCAGGAGCGUGCUUAUAUCGUGCAACUUCAGAUUGAAGACCUGACCCGCAAACUGCGUACUGGAGACCUUGGUAUCCCCCCAAACCCUGAGGACAGGUCCCCCUCACCUGAGCCAAUCUACAACAGCGAGGGCAAGAGGCUCAACACCCGAGAGUUCAGAACUCGGAAGAAGCUGGAAGAGGAGAGGCACAACCUCAUUCAGGAGAUGAUUGCCCUCAACCCUGACUUCAAGCCGCCAGCAGAUUACAAGCCACCGGCCACACGUGUGAGUGACAAGGUGAUGAUCCCGCAGGAUGAAUACCCAGAGAUCAAUUUUGUCGGCCUGCUAAUUGGACCCAGAGGCAAUACAUUGAAGAAUAUCGAGAAAGAAUGCAAUGCCAAAAUCAUGAUCCGAGGGAAAGGCUCAGUGAAGGAGGGCAAGGUUGGCCGGAAAGAUGGACAGAUGCUGCCAGGGGAAGAUGAGCCACUGCACGCUCUGGUCACAGCAAACACGAUGGAGAAUGUGAAGAAGGCAGUAGAGCAGAUCCGAGGUAUCCUAAAGCAAGGUAUUGAAACCCCGGAGGAUCAGAAUGACCUGCGGAAGAUGCAGCUGAGAGAGUUGGCCCGCCUCAACGGCACUCUCCGGGAAGAUGACAACAGGAUACUGAGACCUUGGCAGAGCACGGAGCCCAGGAGCAUCACCAACACAACGCUGUGUACGAAGUGUGGUGGGGCAGGCCACAUUGCUUCUGACUGCAAAUUCUCCAGGCCAGGAGACCCACAGUCUGCUCAAGACAAGGCACGAAUGGACAAGGAGUAUUUGUCGCUGAUGGCCGAGCUAGGAGAGGCUCCGGUGCCAGCAUCAUCGUCUUCACAUACGAGCUCCGCACAGCCGAGUGUCCCACGGACUUCUGGGCCAGCCAGCAGUCAGCAGCAACUUCCAAAUAGGCCUCCGUGGAUGAACUCUGGUCCCUCAGACGCCAACAGACCCUACCACGGGAUGCAUGGUGGGCCGCACCCGGGUUUCCCCCCUCCUAUGCCCAGCAUGGGUGGGCAUCCGCUGUCCCACAAUCCCAAUGGGCCUCCACCUCCAUGGAUGCAGCCACCGCCACCUCCGAUGAGCCAGGGUCACCAUCCUGUGCAUCCCCCCAUGAACAUGAUGCACCACCCAAUGGGCAUGUUGCCGCCACCACCCCCACCUCCAGCCAGCCAGCCUCCACCCCCACCCAGUGGCCCCAUCCCACCCUGGCAACAACAGCAGGCCCAGCAGCAGCAGCAACAGCAGCCACCACCACCACCCAGCAGCAGUAUGGCCUCCAGUGCACCCUUACCCUGGCAACAGAGUGAGUGGAGCUUCAAGCGAGGGGGCCGCAAGGAGGAUUAAGAGGGGGCCUGUCUCUUCCCAACUCCCUCCCCAAAUCGCAGGACUUGCAAUGGAACCUCUGCUUUCCAGAAGAUGGACAGUGAAGGGGGGCUAUUAAUCACUGCCAGACCGUGAGCCGAGCAGCGGCUGUUCCCCAGAGCUGCUGCUUUCCGCUGCUGACCUCCAGCACACACGGCUCUCUGUUCCGGGUUUACUGUCCCUUUUAACCAACUACCUUUUUGUCUCGUGACAUUCUCGCAGGACCGGUGUGUUUAACCUUUUUAAUUCGAGCUUGAGGUUGGAAGCCCUGGUAUGUUUCCACGCUCUUGUUUCCUCAUGCUCUUACUCGAUGUGAAAUGUUUAAAGAAAAUAAAGUGGGGGAGGGGAACGGUAGGGGGAGGGGUGGGUGCAGGGUUCACAAAAUAAAACUCCUAUGUUUUCUUAGCUCUCGUCAUGUUUCUCUUCAUUUUUUUUGAUCAGACUGCUUACGUCCAGUGUGCUUUGGUUAAAGGAAUGUGCUAUGGUCGUCUUUUUUUAAAAAAAAAACUCACUCACUGUAUUUAAAAGGAAAAUAAAAUCCAAAUUUCUCCAA
Chiloscyllium plagiosum (whitespotted bambooshark) is the source of this 2374-nucleotide messenger RNA. It is a transcript of the gene sf1, whose product is annotated as splicing factor 1. Gene Ontology annotation, biological process: regulation of mRNA splicing, via spliceosome. NCBI's taxonomy places the organism in Eukaryota, Metazoa, Chordata, Chondrichthyes, Orectolobiformes, Hemiscylliidae. Gene Ontology annotation, molecular function: zinc ion binding; mRNA binding. The record is from RefSeq and is a predicted model, not a curated record. Gene Ontology annotation, cellular component: nucleus.